AGAGUGGCUGGUGGCGUGACGGACGGAUAAUCUGACCAAUGAGCGUCGCCGCCGCUCUCCGAACGCCCAAUCAGGGAUUUGGGGGCAGGGCGGUUGUCAAAGCGGAGCGGGACCGGGAAGAGGAGGCGGAUGAGGCAGCACCCCGCGGCUCUCAGGGGCCCUGACCCCGGACCCCGGCGGCCAUGCGUGUGCUGCUGGCCAAGCUGCUGUGCAUGGCGGGGGUCUUCCUGCUGACCCUGGCCGCGUCCCUCCUGCCCGUCAAGCUCCUCCGGGCCCACAGCGCAGGGAAGGCGCCUGGCGGUGGUGGCGGGGGCUCCCGCCGGGCCCUCUCCCUCUGCAACGCCUUCGCCACCGGGGUCUUGCUGGCCACCGGCUUCAACGCCCUCCUCCCGGCCGUCAGGGACAAGAUGUCGGAGGUGCUGCGCCUGGGGCAGGUGCGGACGGACUACCUGCUGCCGGAGACGCUGAUGCUGACGGGCUUCUUCCUGACGGUGUUUGUGGAGCAGCUGGUGCUGACCUUCCGGGAGGACCGCCGGCCGCCCUUCAUCGACCUGGAGACCUUCAACGCGGGGGGCAGCGGGGGCAGCGGCAGCAGCGCCUCCGAGGACGAGAGCCCCUUCCUGGACGGCCACCCCGGGGGCCACGGGGGCCCCGGUGCCCACCGCCUGCUGGGGCCGUCCCUGGCGCUGGGGGCGCACGGGGCGCUGGAGGGGCUGGCGCUGGGGCUGGCGGAGGGGCCCGGGGGGCGCCUGCUGGGGCUCUUCCUGGGGGUGGCGCUCCACGAGGGGCUGGCGGCCCUGGCGCUGGGGCUCAGCCUGGCCCGGGCGGGGCGCCCCCUGCGCCAGGCCGCCCGCCUGGCCCUCCCGCUCAGCCUGGCCCUCCCGCUGGGCCUGGGGGCCGGGGCCGCCCUCCAGGGCUGCGCGCCCCCCCCCUCCGCCCCGGGAGGCCUGGCCGCGGCCGUGGCCUCGCUGCUGCCCCAGGGCCUGGCCGCAGGCACCUUCCUCUUCGCCACCUUCUGCGAGAUCCUGGGGAAGGAGCUGGAGCAGGGCCCCGACCGGCUCCUCAAGGUGCUGCUCCUGGUCCUCGGCUACGCCCUCCUGGCCGCCCUCGCCUUCCUCAAGGGCUGAGGCCCACGGGGGGCCCGGCACAGCGGGACACCCCCCACGGAGAACACAGGGGACGGGGGGGGGACACAGCCCGGCCUCCCUGCGCCCUUUCAUCCCUUCCUUCCUUCUUUCAUUCCAUCCUUCCUUCCUUCCUUGCAGUCU
Messenger RNA from Anolis carolinensis (green anole), 1268 nucleotides. RefSeq names its product solute carrier family 39 member 3 (gene slc39a3). Lineage: Eukaryota; Metazoa; Chordata; Lepidosauria; Squamata; Anolidae. Gene Ontology annotation, cellular component: plasma membrane. Bases 183 to 1127 code for a protein of 314 amino acids. The record is from RefSeq and is a predicted model, not a curated record. Gene Ontology annotation, biological process: zinc ion transmembrane transport. Gene Ontology annotation, molecular function: zinc ion transmembrane transporter activity; heme binding. The transcript has 3 exons.